This is a messenger RNA of Cornus florida, 703 nucleotides long. Its product is annotated as TMV resistance protein N-like. NCBI's taxonomy places the organism in Eukaryota, Viridiplantae, Streptophyta, Magnoliopsida, Cornales, Cornaceae. The record is from RefSeq and is a predicted model, not a curated record. Gene Ontology annotation, biological process: signal transduction. The coding region runs from base 14 to 502 and encodes 162 amino acids. The transcript has a single exon.
UUGAGCUUCGAAAAUGACAGCUUCCUGUGUUUAUGACGUGUUCUUGUCUUUCAACGGUGAUGAUACUCGUAAGAAAUUUACAAGCCACCUCUUGGCCGCUUUGGAUCGCCAUAGUUUUUACACAUUCAUAGAUGACACUAAACUCACAAGAGGACAAGAAAUUGGUCGCGGACUGCUCGAAGCAAUCGAGCAAUCUAAGGUCUCCAUUAUUGUAUUUUCAGAGAACUACGCGUCCUCAAGAUGGUGCCUUGACGAGCUUGUCAAGAUCAUGGAUUGCAAGAGCGCACUCAAUCAGAUUGUUAUUCCCAUCUUUUAUGACGUCCGACCCUCCGACGUUCGCUCACAGAAUGGUUGUUAUGCAGAAGCAUUUGCUAGUCACGAAAAACGGUUCAACUUUGAAUCGUUGAAGAAAUGGAGGUCGGCUCUAGCUGAGGCAGCCAAUUUGUCCGGUUACGUCUUGCAAAAUGAGGCCAAUGGGUACCCAAUUAUUUUUCUCUCUUAAAAAAAGAAAUGGUGAAGUGCAAAAAAAACCCCUAUUGUUUGAAAGUGUCCAAAUAAUACUGCUCUUCAAAUUCCACUCUUGUAAUAUGAAAAAUGAGCAAACAAAGGUUUCUAAACUCAAAAAGAGACAUGUGCCAGUUAUGUGAUAAAAAAAGGCUCUUUAAUACUAACACUACCUUUUUGGCUUUCCAAAUUGCCCCUC